AUGGAACAAGGGAACCUCACAUGGGCAUCAGAUUUUGUCUUCCUGGGGCUCUCGCAGACUCGGGAGGUCCAGCAUUUCCUGUUUUUAAUGUUCCUGUUUGUCUACAUCACCACUGUUAUGGGAAACAUCCUUAUCAUCAUCACAGUGACCUCUGAUUCCCAGCUCCACACACCCAUGUACUUUCUGCUCCGAAACCUGGCUGUCCUAGACCUCUGUUUCUCUUCAGUCACUGCGCCCAAAAUGCUAGUGGACCUCCUCUCUGAGAAGAAAACCAUCUCCUACCAGGGCUGCAUGGGCCAGAUCUUCUUCUUCCACUUUUUGGGAGGUGCCAUGGUCUUCUUCCUCUCAGUGCUGGCCUUUGACCGCCUCAUUGCCAUCUCCCGGCCUCUCCACUAUGUCACCAUCAUGAACAGUCAGCUCUGUGUGGGGCUGGUGGUGGCCACCUGGGUGGGAGGCUUUGUCCACUCCAUUGUCCAGCUGGCUCUGAUGCUCCCACUGCCCUUAUGUGGCCCCAACAUUUUGGAUAACUUCUACUGUGAUGUUCCCCAAGUACUGAAACUUGCCUGCACUGACACUUCCCUCCUGGAGUUCCUCAUGAUCUCCAACAGUGGGCUGCUGGAUGUCAUCUUGUUCUUCCUCCUCCUGACCUCCUACUUGUUCAUCCUGGUGAUGCUGAGGUCACAUCCAGGGGAGGCAAGAAGGAAGGCAGCUUCCACCUGCACCACCCACAUCAUUGUGGUGUCCAUGAUCUUUGUUCCAAGCAUUUACCUCUACGCCCGGCCCUUCACCCCAUUCCCUAUGGACAAAGUUGUGUCCAUCGGCCACACAGUCAUGACCCCCAUGCUCAAUCCCAUGAUCUAUACCCUGAGGAACCAGGACAUGCAGGCAGCAGUGAGAAGAUUAGGGAGACACUGGCUGGUUUCACAGUGA
Messenger RNA from Cercocebus atys (sooty mangabey), 930 nucleotides. Its product is annotated as olfactory receptor 4D2. Gene Ontology annotation, cellular component: membrane. The record is from RefSeq and is a predicted model, not a curated record. Bases 1 to 930 code for a protein of 309 amino acids. The transcript has a single exon. NCBI's taxonomy places the organism in Eukaryota, Metazoa, Chordata, Mammalia, Primates, Cercopithecidae. Gene Ontology annotation, biological process: G protein-coupled receptor signaling pathway. Gene Ontology annotation, molecular function: olfactory receptor activity; G protein-coupled receptor activity.